AACACAAACCCCCAACAUGCCUCCAAAUAUACUCUAAACCAGCUCCUGUCUUUGGACUACCUCGGAACGGAUUUUAAAACCCUUUACCCCACCCACCACAACACCCCUCUCACACAACCUUUCCUAGCUUCGGCUCGUGACGUCAACCUUCAAGAUGGUUUCCCAACUCGAAUUCCAAAACACCAAAACCCAACAACAACAACAACAGCAAAAACAAGUAGAUUCCCAGACUCUUCCUCUCGACUGCUCGGCAUCGCCAAACCAGCCAGCCUCUUGCCUUCCGUCCUCCCUCCUCCCCCGAUUCUCGGUCGAAAACCAGACCUACCGACUUCAAACUCGAACCCAAAAGACAAACACCCGAUCAGACAGGAUCACCAACAACAGCGAACGAAAAGGAUGGACUUUGAACAACUGUUCGACUCUUUCCCGCUCGCCCCUUUUGCUCCCGAGGGAGGAUUAGGGGGUGGAGCGUACCUCCAACCACAAAAGGGACAGGAUGAGAACGUCGUCCGUGAUGAACAGGAACGAAUGGACGGGACGACCAGGAUGACGACGAUGAACAGCGUCAUGACGCUAGAGAACGCCAACGAGAUUGCGGCUGCUGCUUUCGAGCUCGCCGAGAUGAGGAACGAUGGGGAAGGGCAAGGGUUGUUCGGGAUGACCAGUGUUGAUGUUCGAAAUGAUGAUGAUAACAAGAUGAACAAAGAUCAGAUGAUCCUCGGAGGAGAAGGAAAGAUGGAAGACUAUUCAGCCUUCUUCAACUUUGGAAACGCGCAGGAAGAGCCAGACGUCGCUCCCCCGGCUCCGGCCCCGGUCGACGAAUCGUUCGACUUGCGCGCCCUGUUGGGAGACGCCAACGGCGAGUUCAGCCAGGCCGCCCUGGCCUCGGCCGUGACUUCGCUCUACACGUCCUUCUCCACCCCGGCCGUCGUGCCUUGGUCGACCCAGACUCAGCUGUGCUCGGACUUUGAGGACAUCGAGCAGGCUUCUCCGGAUAUGGUCUUGGGGCAGAUGUUCCCAGACCAGACCGGAGUUGCCGGUACCACCAAGCCGGCGAUGUCGGCCCCGACGACCGCUCUUGGUAGGUUCGAUUCUUUCGGAUCCGAACCGGCCUUUGACGAUGUCGACGGGUCGGCCUUGACUGAGCAGGGCAUGUUCAGUCUUCCGCUAUUCGGAGGCAUGCCUUCGGGCGCUGCUGCACAGGCUCAGUCGGAAAAGGCCACCGCGACGACUACCGGAGGCGGAGACGACUUUGGUCCGCUCUCUCCCUCGCACGCCAUGAGGUUGGCAGGGACCGUCUCGCCCCAAGAUGCCACGCUCGACAUGUUCGCCGCGAACUAUGCCGGCGGUCACUACGGCAACCUGUCGGAACCCAUCUCCCAGACGGCUUCCCCUAGGAACCUGUUCCUGCCGACCCCCUCGGCCAUUCCUCCUCACAUGACCAGGAAGACGUCGGACGGGCAGUCGAGCUCGCCCCCCUCGCCGCUCAUCGAGGUAGAGCAGGACUUUUCUCGAGACGCCCAAUCCGGCAAAUCGAGGAAACCCAGCUUGACCGGGUCCAACAACAAGACCAAGAAGAAGCCUUAUGCCGGACCUACGGGGACGAGGAAGUCUAGCCGACCGCUCCUCGACGCCGACGCUCCGACGAUGACCAAGACCUACGCUGCGCCGGGAUCUACGACCCGAAAGCUCAUCCCCGCCGGGUUCCAGAAGAAGCUCAAGCUUCAGUCUGACGUCACGGGGGAUGCCGUCCUGCCCGAGAGCAUGGGCGAGGACGUCCAACAGGGUCUUUUGGACGAGAUCGAGGAGAAGCGAAGGAGGAACUGUGUCGCCGCCAGGGAGAGUAGGAAGCGAAAGGCCGACUAUCAGAACGGGUUGAAGGACGAGUGUCGAGGCUGGAGGUCUUGGGCCGAAGAGGUCCAGGCCAAGCUCAAGGCGAUCGGCUUGGAACACGUUCUCGAGGACGUCGGCGCCAUCAUUCCCGCUCCCAUGGAUCUCGACGAGUGAUCUGGUUGUCCCGCGGGAUAAGGGGUCAUCCGACCAUCUUCAUCUACAUCAUCAACAACAACAAGAAUAUCAACCAGGAUAUCAUCGAUCAACA
This is a messenger RNA of Filobasidium floriforme, 2101 nucleotides long. RefSeq lists its product as uncharacterized. Gene Ontology annotation, biological process: regulation of DNA-templated transcription. Lineage: Eukaryota; Fungi; Basidiomycota; Tremellomycetes; Filobasidiales; Filobasidiaceae. The transcript is spliced from 2 exons. Bases 397 to 2007 code for a protein of 536 amino acids. Gene Ontology annotation, molecular function: DNA-binding transcription factor activity. The record is from RefSeq and is a predicted model, not a curated record.